GCAGAGGGCCGGGCUCUGGCUGGGAGGAGAAAGAUGGCAGAGAGCGAGGCUCAGCUGCUCUUGGGUGUGGGGCUGAUUGAAAAAGAUACCAAUGGAGAUGCUCUGUGGGUCUGGUGCUACCCUUCUACAACAACUGAGUUAAGGGAUCUGUUGUUGAGGAAAUGCUGCCUUACAGAUGAAAGCAAACAACUUCACACUUUUGUAUUUGGUCAGUACAGACUGGCAUGGUUUUACGUUACAACCAUGGAAGUUCCAGAUUCUUCAGCCUUGAAAAAGGUAACACAUUUUUCCAUUGUCUUGACUACGAAAGACUUCAAUCCAGAAAAAUAUGCAGCCUUCACUAGGAUCCUCUGUAGAAUAUACCUGAAAUAUGGAAGUCCUGUAAAAAUGAUGGAGAGUUAUAUUUCUGUUCUUACAAAGGGAAUCUGCCAGAGUGAAGAAAAUGGCUCUUUCCUAAGCAAAGAUUUUGAUGUCAGAAAAGCUUAUCUCGCAGGCUCAGUUAAAGAUAUAAUAUCUCAGUUUGGAAUGGAAACAGUCAUCCUCUAUACUGCACUCAUGUUAAAGAAAAGAAUUGUUGUAUAUCACCCGCGAAUAGAAGCUAUUCAGGAAUUUACAAGGACGUUACCUGCGUUAGUAUGGCAUCGACAAGACUGGUCUGUCCUUCAUUCAUAUGUACACCUAAAUGAUGAUGAGCUGGAAGCACUGAAGAUGUGUCCAGGUUACAUUGCUGGAUUUAUAGACUCGGAAGUCAGCAACAGGCUAGAUCUCUAUGAUGUGUAUGUGAAUCUGGCCGAAAGUGAAAUCACCAUUUCGCAAAAAGCAAAAGAGGCAAUGACAAUGGGAAAACUGCACAAAGAAAUUGGUCAGCUCAUCGUUCAGUCUGCAGAAGACCCAGACAGAUCAAAUAUUCAAGUUGUAAAGGAUAUUUCUCUGAAGACAAAAGAGAUCUUGACAAACCUGGCCUCGCUUACAGAAGUCUUACAUGAGAAUGAGAAACCAUCACUGAACUAUGAAGCACUGAAAAAGAAGCGAUUUCCACCAGCAACUGAAAAUUUUCUCUAUCAUCUGGCAGCUGCUGAACAAAUGCUGAAGAUAUGAUUUUUUUAAAAAAAGAAGUAUCUAAGUAUUAAGUUUCAAAAGGAAAUUCUUCUUUCAUAAUCUGAAUAUUCUAUACGUCUGUAUGAUCAGCAGAGGAAAAAUAUCUUCUUUGGAUGUUUCAGCGGGAACUCAUUGGAACUCAAUGGGUGUAGGUCCUAGAUUUCCUCCCCCCAACUUAUGAUUUUAUAUGAAAUGGGGCAGAUUUUUUUAAAAGAAAAAAAAGCCCUAUUUACCCAGGACUGAAAAAGUAACAGCAUGAUUGUUUUGAGCUGAAAAUGGUCAUUGUGAUUUAAGAGGGAAAAAUAUUUGGUAGUAUACUGAAAUCAUAGUAUAACAAACCGUGCUUCAAAAGUGACACAGAAUUUGAAAGCUGUUACAAUGAUUAAGAUAAAAGUUAUUUAUCUAUUGGUAAUUGUUUACAUUCAGCUCUGAAGCUCUGGUCACAAUUUUCAAGAAAGAGAUAAGGGCAAGGUCAAUUUUAUGUGUGUGUAUAUGUAUUAAAACUCAAUGGCUGCUGCUUCUAAGGAAAAUGAGCAACAUCUGGCAGAAAAAUGCAUGGGAGGGAGAGCUUAAUUAUCCCAAUGAUUGCUUUUCUGAAGCAACAUCCUAUGGGUUUAAUUUUCAUGUAUAUCCCCUUGGACAAAAAAUGCCUGGGAUAUUUAAUUGAGGUAUCUGUCCAUGCACCAAGCUAUUUUUCUGUUGAAAAGUAGCAUUCUUAAGACUGCUGUUCUGUUGAAACAGCUUUUUAAGAACUGUAGACACAUGUUGGUAUGCACUAUGUAUUAUGGCUCAUAAAUUCUUUGAUUCAGAGAAUACAUAUUGUAAACCAAGGAUUUUGCAGGAACUCCAAAACUGCUGUUGGAGGCUCUGCACUAAGCACUUUGCUUUAUUAAAAAAAAGUACAUUUAUUCCCCCUUAGUGUUCCUAAGGAUACGCUGCAGCACACAAGAAUCCCUGUAUACUAGAUUUUUUUAAAAAAAAUCAGUAAUUUCUACAACUCACACUUCGGAAAUAACUAUUCAAUUUAACAGACAUUGCUGUGUACUAGCCAUAUUAAUUUGAGAAUCCUUUUUAUACCAUGUUUAAGGAAUCUGUGUUGUGUUUAGAAGAUGGAAGGUAAAAAAGGAGAAAUCAAUAACUUUGUACAAAUAUCUAAUGAAUGCUAAGAAGGCUGUAAGCAUGCGCACUGCUCCCCUAUUUUCAGGGGUGUUUGUUCCAUCUUUGUUCAGAAAUGUUUCAGUGGAGAUCUAAACAUGUGUAUCUCAAAAA
Molecule: messenger RNA, 2367 nt
Organism: Sphaerodactylus townsendi
Lineage: Eukaryota; Metazoa; Chordata; Lepidosauria; Squamata; Sphaerodactylidae
Gene: DENND10
Product: DENN domain containing 10
Exons: 9
Coding region: 34-1098 (354 amino acids)
Biological process (GO): protein transport; regulation of early endosome to late endosome transport
Cellular component (GO): late endosome
Molecular function (GO): small GTPase binding; guanyl-nucleotide exchange factor activity
Source: RefSeq, a predicted model, not a curated record